GAAGAAUUAAAACAGGCACUUUUAGUGGAUGUUGCCAACGAAUCCUAUAAUAUAGCAAAACAUUUAAAAUAUAGAACUAACGAACAAUAUAAGGUAGCAGCAAAUAAUGCUUUGAAAUAUAGUUUUUUCGAUUAUAAAAAUAUCAUUGAAGGCACCGAUUUGGUAGAAAAGGAUAAAAAUAAUGGAAUAAAUAAUAUGCUAAAUAAAAUUUUUGGAAAAAAUGGAGAUAUUACUCAAGAACGAAAAAAAUGGUGGAACAAAAAUAAAGAUUGUGUUCGUCAAGCAAUGUUGUGCGGAUAUCACAAAUGCCAUACAGAUAGUAGUAUUCCUCCAAGCGAACAAUUAUUACCAGAUGAUAAUGAUACAUCACAAUAUUUGUAUUGGAUACAAGAAUGGUAUGAAGAUUUUUGCAGUAAAAGAAAAGAAAUAGGUCAAAAAGUUGAAAAAGUAUGCAAGGAUGAUGAAAGAAAUUAUGAAUGUAAUAAAUGUAUAGAAGAAUGUAAAAAUUAUAAAGAAUUUUUAUAUAUUAAAAAAGGUGAAUGGAAAAAUCAAGAAAAGUAUUAUAAUAAUAAUUAUAAGAGUAGUCAAAACCCUAAAACUCUUCAAGAAUAUUUAAAAUCCCAAAAUACUAAUUUUGAAGGAUGCGACAGUACACAGAACAAAUCCGAUUUAGAUAAUGUAUUUACUAAAACAUAUGGAGAUAAGGAAUCGUUGUGUGGAUGUAAAAAAUAUGAUAAUAUAUAUAGCAGUCAUUCUGGAAAUCAAAAUUGUCAAGGUCUUUUAGGAAAUAAUGAAACAAAAUGGAAAGAUAAUAAAACAGCAGAUAAUAAAGGUAUAAUUCAUUUCAGGAAAUUGCCUGAAAAUAUGUACGUUUCUGCAAGAAGACAAGUUCUUUGCAUAAAUGGUAUAGAUAAGAUACAAAUUGAUGGGAAAUCUAUGGAUGAUAAAAAAGAAAUUUUAAGGAAACAUCUUCUGGAACUUGCAGUUUCCGAAGGAUAUAAUAUAGGAAAAUAUUAUAAAGAAAAAGAAAAAACAAAUGAUACCAAUUCCUCUAAAUAUUCUUAUAGUGUAAAAGAGUGUAAUGCACUUAAAUAUAGUUUUUACGAUUUUAGAAAUAUAGUUAUAGGGAAAGAUUAUUUAGAAUUAAGAGAAGAUCAAAAUAAAAAUGCUACGGAUAC
Plasmodium gaboni is the source of this 1178-nucleotide messenger RNA. RefSeq names its product putative EMP1-like protein. Gene Ontology annotation, molecular function: host cell surface receptor binding. NCBI's taxonomy places the organism in Eukaryota, Apicomplexa, Aconoidasida, Haemosporida, Plasmodiidae. The record is from RefSeq and is a predicted model, not a curated record. The annotation marks the transcript as partial. Gene Ontology annotation, cellular component: membrane. The transcript has a single exon.